Messenger RNA from Hydra vulgaris (swiftwater hydra), 567 nucleotides. Its product is annotated as forkhead box protein I3. Gene Ontology annotation, molecular function: RNA polymerase II cis-regulatory region sequence-specific DNA binding; DNA-binding transcription factor activity, RNA polymerase II-specific. NCBI's taxonomy places the organism in Eukaryota, Metazoa, Cnidaria, Hydrozoa, Anthoathecata, Hydridae. Gene Ontology annotation, biological process: cell differentiation; regulation of transcription by RNA polymerase II; anatomical structure morphogenesis. The record is from RefSeq and is a predicted model, not a curated record.
AUGGAAAAAAUAAUCAACGUAUUAGAAAAUCAAAUUCAAAGCAAUGUUAUGAAAGCAAGUUCUAUAACGCAGUUUUACAUUGAAAACAUUCUUCACUUGAAUGAAGAACUAGAUGGUACAUACCGAAGACAAGCGAAUGGAUUUUUAAAAAAUGAUGAAAAGUAUCCCAAAUCAUAUACCGCCAUCAUUGCUCAAGCCAUACUUAGUUCAAAAGAAAAAAAACUUCCUCUUGGAUGUAUAUAUGAAUAUAUUAUCGAGAAUUUUCCACAGUUUCUUUCAAAAGGCAAAGGAUGGAAAAACUGUGUUCGUCAUAAUUUAUCGUUAAGUGAAUGCUUUAUAAAAGUUGGAAGGGCGCGUAAUGUAAGAGGAAACUAUUGGGGCAUACACCCAAAGUAUUUGAAAAACUUUUCAAAAGGCGAUUACCGUAAAAAAAGGUUUAACCAUUCCUCAAAAAAUCAUAUUUUUACAAUCAAUGGUUCAUGCGCCCAUUUUCAAAAACGCAACUCGAUUCCUUAUUUACCGGAGAAAAUACAGUUUAAAGACAAAUUUCAUAAAACUAUAUAUUGA